Messenger RNA from Psilocybe cubensis, 1401 nucleotides. RefSeq lists its product as uncharacterized. Gene Ontology annotation, cellular component: nucleus. Gene Ontology annotation, biological process: regulation of transcription by RNA polymerase II. NCBI's taxonomy places the organism in Eukaryota, Fungi, Basidiomycota, Agaricomycetes, Agaricales, Agrocybaceae. The transcript is spliced from 3 exons. Gene Ontology annotation, molecular function: DNA-binding transcription factor activity, RNA polymerase II-specific; RNA polymerase II cis-regulatory region sequence-specific DNA binding. The coding region runs from base 1 to 1401 and encodes 466 amino acids. The record is from RefSeq and is a predicted model, not a curated record.
AUGCCUGCAGAGAGAACAAAGGGACUGAAGCGCUCAGCAUCAGCCGGCAAUACCUAUGUGUGGACAUCUCAGCCUGAGCCCACAAAUGGAUCGGAGGUUUCUUUCACUUCUGCCAUGACCUCGUGGUCGUUUUCGGACACACCCCCUCCACUUGUGGACGCACCAUCCGAGUUCGUCAUGUUCCCUCCUGAAGGUGAUGCCGCAGCCCCCCGUCGUCAGCCACAUUCAAAGAAGAAGCCCGAAAACCACAUCCCCCGCCCUCCCAACGCGUUCAUUCUUUUCCGUUCGUCAUUCAUUAAGAGCCAACACGUUUCGACAGCUGUCGAGACCAAUCACUCGACGCUAUCUAAGAUCAUCGGCUUGACAUGGCAAAGUCUGCCCGAGGACCAGCGCCAAAUUUGGCAUCAGAAGGCGAAAGAGGCGCUCGACGAACAUAAACGCAAAUUCCCGAAGUACGCCUUCCGACCCGUGCAGACGAAAGCGAAAGGCGGUCCCGUUGAGAAGCGCAAGGUGAGAGAGGUGGAACCUAAGGAUAUCAAGCGGUGUACGAAGAUCGCGCAGCUAUUAGUGGAGGGUAAGAAGGGGAGUGAGUUGAAUGCAGCGGUGGAAGAAUUUGAUAAGUACCAUGUUCCUGAAAUCGUCACCCGCUUCGAGGCGCCCAUCACAGCUCACGCAUUCCGACGAUCAUCAUCCGCACCCGUUCCCGACACCGACAAUUCACGACCACAGUCAUUCCUUCAACACGUCGCAUCCAGUCCCCGGAAACCCCGUUCUUCGAGUACUCGUCCAACUCGCUGUUCCACGCCAGACAACUCUACAACACCAAACCUAUCGCCAGCCAAUGGGAAUGUCGCUGCCGUGCCUGAGCCUCUGAUAGAAGGCCCUCUAAAAGAGGAGCCGGCCUUUAACUUUGGAACAUUUUCAUUCGACAAUAUUGUCUCUCCCCUUCCUACUUACGACUGCGAUCCAUUAUCUGCUUCGCUCAAUAAUGGUAGCUUCCAUGCGAGCCUCACCAUCGACACUUCUUUUAUGCAGCAGUGGGACGCCAGCCCAUCCCCCGGUACUCCGUCGACUCCGGACUACAUGUCGAAUUCCAGCCCGCUUCUAAGCUCUCCGCCCACACCUUCCUACUCCUCGACAUACGAUGCUUUCGAUCACCAGCUAUCUAACGCUUUCGACGACUUCUCUGUCAAUUACCCUACCUUCGACCAAUCCUGCGGUGUUCCCCAGCAGAAUAUCUGCGGUAGCGGGAUCGACUCUCUUUCAUUUUCCAGCCCUCAGGCGCAUGCGAAUUACGCCGCCUAUGGGGAUCACGCCCAUCAAGAAAUCAGCGCUCCCUUAGCCCAUCUAGACCUUGAUUUCUCAGCAUUCAUGACUUCAAUCCCACAGUAUGCCAUGUAG